AUGAGGAAAGUUCAAGCUCUCUCCAAGGAUCAACAACGCCAAUAUCUUAAUCUCUACAACACCUACACAAACGGCAAUAAGUUCACCGGUAUCUUUCAGACGAAUGCUCUACCAUUUAGGGACAUUGAACAGGGAGAGGAGAUCACGAUUUGCUACGGCGAGCAAGGGGCUUUCGACGCGCGACGUGAUUUUCUAAUCGAAUCGUUCGGUUUCGAGUGCGACUGCGGUGUCUGCUCGCUUCCAGUACCGGAGAGGCAAGAGAGCGAUGCUCGCCGUAUUCGCAUCGAGCAACUUGACAAGGUCAUGGGUAACAUGGAGCACGCCGUAUCCAAACCAGUAAGCACAACCUUUCAGAUCGAAACCAGACACGAGAAUGAGUUUCCGCAUACCUUCUAUGACGUCCGCUAA
This is a messenger RNA of Alternaria metachromatica, 408 nucleotides long. RefSeq lists its product as uncharacterized. Lineage: Eukaryota; Fungi; Ascomycota; Dothideomycetes; Pleosporales; Pleosporaceae. The record is from RefSeq and is a predicted model, not a curated record. The transcript has 3 exons. The coding region runs from base 1 to 408 and encodes 135 amino acids.